AUGAACCACAAGAACACGUCGUGCGUGGCUUUGCUGCAGGCAGUUCUGUCGAGACCCAGAGCCGCGCCGGGGCCCGCGGUGUGGCGCUGCCUCUUCCAGGUGACUGCUGGCGACAGAAAGGAGGUGAAGACUGCGCUGGAGCCUGGCUCACUGGAUAAUAAAGAUGGCGUAGGAAGAGAAAGCAGUAGGCGAAAUUUCCAGCAGCGGAAGAACCGGAAACGGAAGCCGCGCUGCGCAGACGCAGAAUGCAGGUCACCGGCAGACAUUGUAUUGGAGCGGGAGGGGGUCUGGAGCCGAGUACCGUUUGGAAUGCAGCGAGCGCAGUCCUGCAAGACGGAUCGCAUUAAUAUGAAAAGAAUAUUAUUGAAAUCAAGAAGGUACAACAGAGGGCAACCAGAAAGAUACAAGGACUCGAGCACGUUAAUUAUUUACAAAGGUUGGAAACAGAGUUCUACUUUUCUCUGUUAA
Molecule: messenger RNA, 468 nt
Organism: Rangifer tarandus platyrhynchus (Svalbard reindeer)
Lineage: Eukaryota; Metazoa; Chordata; Mammalia; Artiodactyla; Cervidae
Source: the annotation of a GenBank genome assembly